Molecule: messenger RNA, 902 nt
Organism: Microdochium trichocladiopsis
Lineage: Eukaryota; Fungi; Ascomycota; Sordariomycetes; Xylariales; Microdochiaceae
Exons: 2
Coding region: 91-738 (215 amino acids)
Molecular function (GO): oxidoreductase activity
Source: RefSeq, a predicted model, not a curated record
AGUUGUUUUAAGCACGCCUAGGGACUACUCUUUUGAUAAUCAUAAGACACAUUCUGUCUGUAACAUCGCGCAGCAUUUCACCACCGAAGCAUGGCCAGCAAGCCCCGUAUCCGCGAGCUUGAUCUCGCAGGCAAAGUUGCCGUCAUCAGUGACUGCGCAACCACCAUCGCAGACUCUCUGGCCAAGUCAUUUGACUCCCGCAUCGACAUAUUCGUCAACAGCGCCUGCGAUCCUAUGCCGGGCACGAUUGGCCAGAUGACCGCGGCCGAGAUCCAGCGCAGUCUUCUCGGCAAUGUACAGACGCCCGUGCUCAUCGUCGAGGAGCUUGUCCGGCGGCGGUACUUUCAGCCCGACAGCCGUAUCAUCUACAUCUCAAGCAUCCGCACCCGGCAGCCGUGGCAUAUGCAGCUCAUGUACGCCUCCACAAAGUCGGCCGGCGAGUCGCUCUGCCGCACAUGGGCCCAAGCAUUUGGUGGCAAGGAGGAGGCAUAUACCUUUAUGAAGGGGACUACGGCCAACUCGGUUGCUGUGGGGCUCACCGAGACGGAGGCCGUGGUCAACUGCGGACCAGAGGCAGUCAAGCAAUUCCAGGACGAGUUCUUCCCCGCCCAGAGCAUACCCCGCUUCGGACAACCCGAGGAUGUGGCCGAUGUCGUUGGCUUGUUAUGUGGCGGGGAUGCGCGCUGGAUCACGGGCUGUGUCGUGAGUGCUAGUGGAGGUGGCAUUAAAAUAGCUUGAUGCAGUCAUCUGCCGCAUCUCAACCUACUUUCAGCUCUUACUGAAGCAUAGAGCAGAGCUGGGGAAGAGAAAUCAUAUUAUCAAGGUGGUCGGGCGCACAUUCAGCUCCAUUUCGCCGACGGAACAGCUUCGCAGUCCAUUCAGUCACUAGAAGUAUCGUGCCA